Molecule: messenger RNA, 939 nt
Organism: Papaver somniferum (opium poppy)
Lineage: Eukaryota; Viridiplantae; Streptophyta; Magnoliopsida; Ranunculales; Papaveraceae
Product: putative disease resistance protein RGA1
Exons: 1
Coding region: 1-939 (312 amino acids)
Biological process (GO): defense response to other organism
Molecular function (GO): ADP binding
Source: RefSeq, a predicted model, not a curated record
AUGGAAAUUAUAGGAAAGCAAAUUGCAAAAAAAUGUGGAGGUUUGCCGCUUGCUGCAAACUUCUUUGGUUCUCUUAUGCGCUCACAGAGCGAUGAGAGGCAGUGGUUGUCAAUUAGAGACAACCAAAGCUUAGAAACACCAGAAAAUCAUAGUGGGGGAAUCAUACCGAUAUUGAAACUGAGUUACGAUACUUUACCAUUCCAUUUGAAACAAUGUUUCUGGUACUGUUGUUUAUUUACCAAAGAUUGGAAAUAUAAUAGAGAAACAUUGAUUCGAUUGUGGAUGGCCGAAGGAUUCAUUCAUCCGCCAUCUAAUGGAGGAAAUCAAAACUCAUUAGAAGAUAUUGGUAAUGAUUACUUCCUUAGUUUAUUGUCAAGGUCUUUCUUUCAAGAUGUAAAAAGUGAUCCCUACUUAGGAGACAUUGAAACGUUCAAAAUGCAUGAUUUAGUACAUGAUCUUGCAUUAAGUGUUGUUGGCAGUCAUGAAGUCAGGAUUCUGAAGACAAGUGAAAUGAAAAAUGAUGUGUCUGAAAUUCGUCGGCUACGGUUAAUCAUGGAAGGGAAACCACGAGAAGUGGAAUUUGAUGGAUUAAAAAAUGCAACAAGAUUCCAAGAAAAAGGUUUUUCUUAUCCGAGCCCACAGAGUAACAAGCAUCUUCGUGUAAUACAUCAGAUAGAUGUUGAUGGCGGGUUCAUUGAUAGAAGUCUGAAAACUGUAUCUUCCACUUUGAGGUUUAAACACAUGAGGUACCUUGAACUCGGUUUUUCUAAUCUUGAAGAUGCUCAUGCCGUGUCCAUUAAGCAACUCUACCAUCUGCAAAGUCUCAGCCUUCGUCGAUCCAAAAAUGUUCAAAACAUUCUCAACGGGAUUGGUUCUUUGAUUAAUUUGCGACAUCUGGAUCUCUCCGGUUCAGUUACGAUGCUAACCAGCUUUACCUGA